AUGGCCAAGGCAAAGCGGGCGUUUGAAAUCCUGAAGCACAAGAUCGUAUCGACCCCAGUAUUGAGGCACCCUGACAGGACCAAACGAGUCGUCAUUACACCCCAUGCAAAUCAAUGGGCCGUCUGUGCGGUCCUGGGUCAAGAACAUGACGGUUUGACCCAGCCAGUGCGUUUUGCGUGGCGUGUCCUCCACGAUGCGGAGUUGAGGUAUCACAUCGCAGAAAAGGAGGUCAUCGCCGUGCUGAGGGUAUUACAGGUGUUCAGAACACUCAUUCAGGGCUGUCGUUUCAUUGUGUAUACCAGACACUUGGUUCUGAGGUGGAUCAUGAAAUCCAAGACGGCUAAUGGGCGGUGUGUACCCUGGGGCGUUUUACUUUCGCAGUGGAAUCUGGAUGUCAGGAAAAUCCAGCGAGACGAAGAUGAACUAGCUGCAAUCCUGGGCGCCGGUAUCACACCUCGAGAGCAUUUAGACGAAGUCGCCGAGGAACUCAUCCCUGCCAAGGGGCGUGCGAAACCGCCACCGAUAAAAAGCGUGGAGAUGCUGGAAGAUACCUUCCAGGGUAUCGUUCUAAGUUUCGAUGGCGCCGCCAAGACGUCUACCUGGCAAGCGGUGGGUGUUUUGUGGGAACUCCCUGGAUGGAAAAUCCUGGAUGCACAGGGUUUCAUCCUCGAAGAUGUCACUGUGAAUGACGCCGAGUACUGUGGACUCCUGAAUGGCCUAACCAUGGCGCAGACCAGGGGCGUUAGAGACUUGAUCGCUGUGGGUGACUCACGAAUCGUCAUCCAGCAAUCCAGUUGUGAAGCACUGAAAGCAAAGUUCGAUUCAGUAAGACUGGUACACGUCAAGCGGGACUUCAACCAGGCAGCGGAUUACUUGACUUCCAAGACGCUGUUGCUUGGAAGACCCUGGAGCGUCCAGGAAGAUGGGGAACGUCAGCACCUGGAGCGAGUAUCCAAGAUUCAAGAGAAGUCGAUGAAUUCAGCCGAGGGUCACCUGGCGACUGGUCAUUCAGGAUUCGUUGUCACCCAGGAUGAAGAGGGUUGUCCGGACAAUCCUGGAUGCCCCUCUGCCCUGGAUGUCAUGGCAGCUCCACUGCCACGCGCAGCCAAAAUCUUGGUUGCCGUGACACGGGCUACGACCAACGAGCGUCAUCAGAGCCUCUCGAUCCUCUGGAUUACCAACGAGAAAGGCGGUGACAAAUUAAGGUGCACCAGGAACAAGAUGAAUACCUAUUUCCUGAACGGAGAAGUCGACCGGUUCACUUUACAGCGGUUACGGAGGAUCGCCAAGGUCGCAGACUUGUUCGCCUUGGAUGCCCGUGGUGUGCUGUAUCGGUUAGCCCAGUCCACCCGAGGCGGACCCCGAGAUGCUCAGGAUGAAUUACGACUGGUAGUACCUGUCACCCUGAGGGAGGACAUCUUACACUAUGCCCAUGAGGAUUUUCAGGGUGGACACCAGGGCAUCAAACGGACUCACGAGAAAUUGCUCUCUGAGUUCUAUUGA
Messenger RNA from Phytophthora megakarya, 1503 nucleotides. The record is from the annotation of a GenBank genome assembly. NCBI's taxonomy places the organism in Eukaryota, Oomycota, Peronosporomycetes, Peronosporales, Peronosporaceae.